Molecule: messenger RNA, 3311 nt
Organism: Drosophila innubila
Lineage: Eukaryota; Metazoa; Arthropoda; Insecta; Diptera; Drosophilidae
Gene: Naprt
Product: nicotinate phosphoribosyltransferase
Exons: 12
Coding region: 541-2583 (680 amino acids)
Biological process (GO): NAD+ biosynthetic process
Molecular function (GO): nicotinate phosphoribosyltransferase activity
Source: RefSeq, a predicted model, not a curated record
AGAGAUAGAGAACGAGUCGCGCAUUUACAUUACCUGUAGAGAACGUAGGCAAACAAGUUGGCAGCACCGCUCUCUUAUCAGCUGAGAGCGCCUGGAAGUCGCAAAUGAUUUGUUUAGUUGUGUUAUUUAAAGAUUAAAAUAUUACUAAAUCCUUUUAUUGUUUGUUUUCAAUAAAAUCAAUUUGUCGUAUGUGCUAGAACACAUCGCCAAAUAUAUGUAUCUUUAAGUCCAAUUGUGAGAAGUGAAUUAACCGUCGUUUUGCAUGUCUGCUGUGAAUACGCGUAUUGUGAAAAGCAUGUCUAUAAAUUCGUAAAUUAUGAAUUGAAAUGUGCGCUAAAUAGUGAAAAUACAGAUAGAUAUAUAUACACAUAUAUAUACAUAUAUAUGUAUAUAUACAUAUACUAAAGUUCAACGGCUUUUGGGAUUCAAUUGCUGCAAUAUAAUAAUUUAAUUUAUUUAUUUGGCACGUUCUGUGUGUGAACGACCUACAACAAGAGCUAAAACAACAACAACAAUAAAAACUACAACGAAUUUUUGAUCAUGAAUGACCGUGAAAUGAGCUGCAAUUCGGGCGGCCAAUUUAUGGAUCGCGGACGAAUGAAUCAGAACGGGGUUGUCCAGCCACUGCUAACCGAUUUAUAUCAAAUUACAAUGGCCUAUGCCUACUGGAAGUCGGGCAAAAUAGACGAUCAGGCUGUCUUUGACUUGUUUUUCCGAAACAAUCCAUUCCAUGGUGAAUUUACAAUUUUUGCUGGCCUCGAGGAGUGUCUUAAGUUUCUGGAUAGCUUUCACUACUCUCAAAGCGAUAUUGAAUAUCUGAAGCAAACACUGCCAGAGGGCAUUGAGAAUGAAUUCUUUGAGUAUUUGGGCAAUUUGACGGCUCAUGAUGUUACACUUUAUGCUAUUGAUGAAGGCACUGUUGCAUUUCCACGUGUGCCCAUUAUCAAGAUCGAAGGACCUUUAAUAAUUGUACAGCUGCUGGAAACAACGCUUUUAACGCUUGUGAACUAUGCCAGUUUAAUGGCGACAAAUGCAGCGCGAUAUCGCAUGGUGGCCGGGAAACAUGUCAAGCUAUUGGAGUUUGGGUUGCGUCGAGCGCAGGGACCCGAUGGAGGUUUAUCCGCAUCAAAGUAUUCAUACACAGGUGGUUUUGAUGGCACCUCCAAUGUGCUGGCCGGCAAGCUUUUUAACAUACCCGUGAAGGGAACGCAUGCACAUGCCUAUAUCACCAGCUUCAGCAGCUUGGGUGAGCUGAAGACACGUCUACUAAAGCACAAGCAGACGGGUGUCAUGGAGGAUCUGCUAGAGCAUGCCAUACGUCAUCGCCAGAUGCUGUCGCAUGUGCUCGACGUGUCCACGGAGGAGUCAAGUGAGGGUGAAUUGGCAGCCAUGGUCUCUUAUGCCAUCGCAUUUCCGGAUGGCUUUAUGGCCCUUGUCGACACGUACGAUGUUAAGAGCCGAGAAACAGAACAGAUCAUACAAGUUCCAUACGAUACCAAAUCAAGAGCUAGCCAACUAAUGAAUGGCGCUCCUUUAACGCCGCCAACCACUCCCAGCAGCAUAAAUGGCCAACAACAGUUGUCCACACUCAAUGGAUACAAUGGCAAGAUUAAUGGCCAGCAUGAGAGUGUUGUGCACACUAAUGGUCUAUCCAAAACAACACUAGUCACAGAGUCAACAACAGUAACCGCAAUCACAGAUACAUCAACUUCAAGUCUAAGUUCAACUCCAACUUCAGCUGCAAGAGCAACUACAGCAAUCACUACAUCCACGUCCUUCAAUGGGACGGCGUACCUACCAAAAUAUGUCGAGAAGUCAUUCAGGAGCGGAUUACUUAAUUUUAGCGCCGUUGCUUUGGCACUCAAUGAUCUGGGCUAUCAUGCUCUGGGUAUACGCAUCGAUUCCGGCGACUUGGCUUAUUUGUCGUGCCUAGCACGGGAAGCAUUCGAGAAGGUUGCGGAACGCUUCAAGGUGCCGUGGUUCAAUAAGCUGACAAUUGUCGCCUCCAAUGACAUCAACGAAGAUACCAUACUAAGCUUGAACGAACAGGGUCAUAAGAUUGACUGCUUUGGUAUUGGUACCCAUUUGGUUACUUGCCAACGUCAGCCGGCUUUGGGCUGUGUCUACAAGCUGGUGGAGAUUAAUGGCCAGGCGCGAAUUAAGCUUAGUCAGGAUGUGGAGAAGGUGACAAUGCCUGGCAAUAAGAAUGCCUAUCGGCUUUAUAGCGCCGAUGGACACGCUUUGAUUGAUCUGCUGCAAAAAGAUACAGAGCAACCGCCAGCUGUCGGCCAGAAGGUGCUGUGUCGUCAUCCUUUCCAGGAGUCCAAGCGCGCUUAUGUCAUUCCCUCGCACGUCGAGUCGCUCUACAAAAUCUACUGGCAAGCUGGUAAAAUAUGUCAACAGCUGCCUACAUUAGAGCAGGUGCGCGAGAAGGUACAAAUCUCAUUGAAGACCCUUAGGAAUGAUCACAAGCGAACCCUCAAUCCAACGCCAUACAAAGUAAAAGUGGCUGUCAGCGAUAAUCUGUACAAUUUCAUACACGAUCUGUGGCUGCAGAAUGCACCAAUUGGGGAGCUUUCAUGAUCUAUAUAAGCAGCCAGUGUCGGCCGUCCUAUGAAAAUAAUUCCGCAAAAUUCUACGCCCAUUUGAAUUGGUAUAUUCGUAUUGCGAUUGCAAUUUUAGUCAUUUGCUGGUCAUAUGCAUUAAAUAAUAUGGAAACGGAACCACAUUGUUAAUCUUCUUAGCGUGACAUUUGAACUAAGUUGAUUUUCCACUUAUAUAUACAUACAUAAUAUGUAUGUUCAAAAUGUAUGAGCACAAUAUAACUUGAUCUAUUAAAAAAAAAGUAGUACAUCAGUAAAACCAUAUGUAGCUUAUACAUAGUGAAUGUAAAUUAAAAUAUUCAAUAUUAUUAUAUUACGCACAUCAUAUUCAGGAAUGUGUCUGGUGCCUUACACAAAUAUCGGAAACUGUAACCAAAUACUUAAGAGUGGAGACGAAAGCGAAUUGUAUUUAAUAUUUGUAGUAAUUAAGUGUUGUACUAUGUUGCUAACAAAAAGUAGGAAAGAAUUAAAACCAAAAAUAUUAAACAGUUUGAAGUACAAAUGUUUGCUAAUUAGUAGAGUUUGCAUGUAUAGGCGGAACACAUCAAUGCACACACAUUUUACAAAAUUCUUAAUGCUUAUGUAUAAUAAUAAGCAAGUGUAAAUAUAUUCAAUCUAAAAACUAAACUAUAAGCAGGAAAGCAAAACUACUAACACUUACCACACGUUUAUUAAAUGUGCGCUUCAAUAAAAAUGUUUUUUGUUUUA